Messenger RNA from Moneuplotes crassus, 993 nucleotides. Lineage: Eukaryota; Ciliophora; Spirotrichea; Euplotida; Euplotidae. The record is from the annotation of a GenBank genome assembly.
CUUGAAAGCUUUAAAUUUACAAUCGAUGGGCCGUGCAGCCUAUGACUGCUUUGUAAACCCAGGUAGAUUAACUGAAUGGAGAAGUAAUAGGGGCUGGUAGUAUACUUGCCAUGAAAACAGUGCAUACCCAUUUCCUUUUGGAACACAGAAGGCUCAAAUCUGUUGACAGGGUGGCUAGAAGUCCAUCUUGAUGAAGUAAUCUCUUCAGCUCCUUCAUGAACAGGUUUCAACAAGCCAUCUGGUUCCUGUGAAUUCUGUAUUGAGUUUGUCGAGAUACUUCUGCUAAAGCCCUCAGUUAGAUCUUGAAGAGCUGGCUGGAUUGAACCAUGAUUGUGGGUACCUGUAUCACAUUUUAUUAUGAUAUUACUCUCAGAAUAGCCUCUUUGAUAUAUAAAUUCAGAUUUUUGGUCUUCAGAAUCUUGGAACUGUAAUUACUGGUAGAGGGAAACUUUCCAAAUUUACCAUUGUCUAUAAAUGAUGCCCAAAUUUUCCUACUCAAAAGUGUAUUAUCUGAGAUUUGGCUAUCUUAAAUUUUGACUCACUUUUUUCUUCUUGCAGCUGAGAAUCCUUUGUUUUUAUCAACUCGUUAGGGCUAAUGUUAUCAACUACAGACAUUUGGUCAAGGUCAUCAUGCAUUUCUGGUGCUUCAUUUUGCUCUCUCAUUUUAACACCCUUUCCAAAACUCAUCGAAGAUCAGAGUGAAUCUUGAUUAGGUGAACACUUUUCUUGAUCCUAUUCCAAUUGGGCUCCAAAACGCUCAUAUCUUUGCUUGGCUUGCCCCAUAUCUUUCUUGAUGCUCUUCAAAGCUUCUGUUAAAUACUGGGCUCCUUCUCUAGACUCUAUGUCAAAAACCAGUCUGAGCUUCCAAAUGCUCACAUCCUUCAAAGAUCCCAUUCUCAGAAUCUGAACUCACUAAAGCAUAUGAUGAUAACCCCAUAAGACACUAAUCCCCUUCCCAAAAACCCGACUAAUAACCAUAUCCUACCUUCAAUC